AUGCCGGACAUCAAGACCAAGGCUGGGAAGGGCGUUCGAAGGCCCCGGUUAGAGCCAACCGAGCAACAGCGUGCGGACAUCAAGGAAGCAUUUGAUCUCUUCGAUGUUGAGGGCACAGGUACCAUAGAUGCCAAGGAGGUGAGAGUGGCAUUGAGGGCCCUAGGCUUUGAACCGUCGAGAGAUGAGCUUAAGCGACUGAUAACAGAGGUUGAGAGGAACAAGAAAUCAGCGGGAAACACUGAAGGGACGGACAAACAGAGGAACACAGUGACUCAAGGCGCAGGACAACCAUCCUUGGGGCAACUGGACUAUAAUGACUUUUUGGAAAUUAUGAAAAUCAAAAUGAACGAAAAACCAACUCGAGAACAGCUGAGCAAAGGCUUCUUGGCCCUUGCAAACGGAAAGGAUGUCAUCACCUGGGACGACUUGAAAAAGGCCUCUGUCGACCUAGGGGAGAAGUUGUCAGACGAGGAGCUGCGUGAAAUGCUUGCGCAUGCGUGCCGUGGAAAGUCGUCGCAGGUGACAGAGGAAGAUUUCUUUCGAAUACUAAGGAGCUAA
This is a messenger RNA of Eimeria mitis, 558 nucleotides long. RefSeq lists its product as uncharacterized. Gene Ontology annotation, molecular function: calcium ion binding. The record is from RefSeq and is a predicted model, not a curated record. The transcript is spliced from 3 exons. Gene Ontology annotation, cellular component: myosin II complex. Lineage: Eukaryota; Apicomplexa; Conoidasida; Eucoccidiorida; Eimeriidae. Bases 1 to 558 code for a protein of 185 amino acids.